Penicillium salamii is the source of this 1287-nucleotide messenger RNA. Lineage: Eukaryota; Fungi; Ascomycota; Eurotiomycetes; Eurotiales; Aspergillaceae. The record is from the annotation of a GenBank genome assembly.
AUGAGUUCUAUCAACCCAUACAAGAUCGCUGUCCCAGACGAGAAGCUUCAGCAACUUCGUCAAAAGUUAGAGCAUGCCACGUUCCCGGACGAACUUGAUGUCUCGGGGUGGGAUAUGGGCGUGCCUCUCGAUGAGAUCAAACGACUAGUCACCGUUUGGCACGAUCAUUUUGAUUGGAGGAAACAGGAAGCCCGGUUGAACGAUACUCUCAACCACAUCAACGUUCGCAUUGCCGUGGAUGGCUUCGGGGAUUUGGAUGUACAUGCCGUGCAUCACAAAAGUGGAAAUUGCAAAGCCAUUCCACUAUUGUUUAUCCAUGGGUGGCCUGGCAGCUUUUUGGAAGCAGCCAAGCUCAUUCCACUGCUCACGGAGAAUGAUGGAAACGGUCCGGUGUUCGACGUUGUGGCACCCUCUUUGCCUAAUUUCGGAUUCUCACAAGGAGUCCAAAAAAGAGGAUUCGGGUUGGCACAGUAUGCCGAGUCUGUUCAUAAGGUGAUGAUAGCCCUGGGGUACGAUGAAUACGUGGUUCAAGGAGGUGACUGGGGCAGCAUGAUCGCGCGUACCAUAUCGCAAUUCUACCCUCAACACGUCCAAGCCAUUCACUUGAACUUUAUACCAGUGAUACCGCCCUAUCCAUGGCGAAGCCCAUACCAGUUCUUCAAGUCACUUAUAUCGGUGCCUUUCUCCGCAAAAGACAGGAGUCUCAUUGCCCAGACAGUGGGAUAUUUUACUCGCGACAAUGCAUACAUGAAACAGCAGGAGACUCGACCCCAGACUCUAGGAUAUGGUCUUCAUGAUAGUCCUGUUGGGCUUCUAGCAUGGAUAUACGACAAGAUGCACUCUUGGUCAGACGAUUAUCAUUGGACAGACGAGGAGAUUUUGACCUGGGUAAGUGUGUAUUACCAUUCAACAGCUGGCCCGACAGCCUCGGCGAGGAUUUACUAUGAGGCCUCGGCACCAAAAGGAGAUGUGGAUGAGUCUGGAAUCGAUGAUGGUUCCUCAGAGACGCAUAAGGCGGAUUUGAGAUACAUGUCGCUUCAGCAGGUCCUUGGCGCUCGAGCUUCUCGCAGCAUCCUCUUUGCUGUGGCGCAGUUCCGGAGAGAGCUCAUCAUGUUUCCCAUGGCGUGGUAUCGCUCAAUCGGAAAUGUUGUACAGGAGCAUGAGCUCGAUAGCGGUGGGCACUUUGCAGCCUGGGAGGUGCCUAAGGUACUGGCUGCUGAUAUCAAGCAGUUCCUGGGUAAAGCAGGACCAGCAUUUGGAGUUGUUGCUGACAAGGAUGGAUAUUGA